UUCACUUAUAAGUUGAUUGUGACAAUCUAUUUUUCCUUAUUAAUUUAAACAUUCAACGAUUUUUUCGUUUUUUUUUAUAACAAUUAAGAAACGAAAGUUUAAACAGUUGCUGAAUGAUAAAAGUGUUACCAUCAAUUAGAAACUGAUUUAAAUAUAUUUAUUUUUUAUUCUCUGUGAUAAUAGAAUUUUUUUUUCUUCCAAAAAGAAUUUGAUUAUUUUCUAUUCUUUUUGUUUUGUGUUUAUUGGUUUUCUUUUCUUUCUGUUUUUUUUUCUUCUUCUUUUUUUCGCUCUUUGUGUGUUAAUAUUUUUUUUUGUACUUUAUUCAUCAUUAUGCCUUCAUCUCCACAUUCUCUGCCAAUUGGUAUAAAAAUUCUACGUGUCAUUUGGCCUUCCUGUGAUUCUCUAAGUCAAACAACAAGAUAUAAGGCCUCGGUUUUGGUGUUAACUUAUUUGGCCUACAUGAGUUACCAUCUUUCUAGACGACCCUUAAGUAUUGUUAAAACUGUUUUACAUCGUAACUGUACUGGCCUUAUACCUGAUCCUGGAACCGAUAUAAGUGAUCCUUGUUGGUGUUGCUGGAAACCUUUUGACAAAGAUAAUGCUAAUUCAUUACUCGGCUUUCUUGAUUCCUCUUUUCUCAUCUCAUAUGCUCUAUUUAUGUUUAUAAGUGGUUUCAUUGCAGAACGUUGUCACCUUAGGUAUUUCCUUGCCUUGGGCAUGGUUUUCAGUGGUAUAUUUACUUACCUACUUGGACUGGCAUAUUAUUUUGACAUUCAUAAUAUCUACUAUUUUAUUUUGAUACAAAUACUUGCUGGUGCUUGUCAAACCACUGGAUGGCCAGCGGUUGUCGCAGCGAUGGGUCAUUGGUUCCCAAAAUCAUCUAGAGGACUUAUUUUUGGUAUCUGGAAUUCUCAUACAAAUGUUGGUAACAUUUUAGGUGCUGUGAUUGCUGGUGCCUUUGUCGAAUAUAAUUGGGGAUUAUCUUUUAUUGUUCCUGGUUUAAUUAUCGCCUGUGUUGGUUUUUUACAUUUUCUUUUCUUAGUACCAUAUCCUGAAGAAAUUGGAUUAACCACAGCUGACAUAGAAAUUGAAAGUGGAAACAGACCAACAUCCAUUGAGGACAACAAUCAAAGAGGAUCUGUUAGCAAUCAAGACCAAACUAAUUCUCAUCGACGUAAAACAAAGCGGCCAAUUUCAAACUCUGAUAUUGAUGAAGAAGUUCCCUUAAUUGGUGAGGUAGAAAUUAAUGACAAUAGAGCUGUGUCUUUCCUCUCUGCUCUUAAAAUUCCCGGUGUUAUUGAAUUUUCUCUGAGUUUAUUUUUCUGUAAAUUGGUGAGUUACACUUUCCUCUAUUGGCUACCAAAGUAUCUUGACGAUUCAACUGGAAUAUCAGCCAUGGAAUCAGCGUAUUCAUCAACACCCUUUGAUAUUGGAGGAGCUAUUGGUGCGAUUGGAGCUGGAAUAAUCGCCGAUAGAACUGGUGCCCCAGGGCUUACCUGUAUUUUCAUGUUAUUUUUAACAUUACCCGGGUUAAUUGCCUAUGAAUUAUUAGGAACAUUUAACAAGUGGAGUAAUCUAAUUUUCCAAGCAAUUCUUGGUCUUUUUGUCAAUGGACCUUACGCUUUAAUUACAACCGCAGUCGCAGCCGAUUUAGGAAACAAAGUGACCACUUCAAAAGCAUUGGCCACAGUAACUGCUAUAAUUGACGGAACGGGUUCUAUUGGAGCAGCCGUUGGUCCAUUUAUAGCUGGAAUCGUUUCUCAAAAUGGUUGGAAUAAUGUUUUCUAUAUGGUUAUGAUCUCAGAUUUAAUUUCUUUAUGUUUCCUCGCUCGAAUCGGUGCUGCUGAAUGGAGGAAAAUCCGAAACACGCCUUAAACACUAGCCCAAAUAUCGCACCAACAUUUCAGAUCAACAUUUAAAAGACUUUUAUUUUACAAUUGAAUAUCCAAACACAGUAUAUACACAUUUAUAUAUAUUAUAAAUAAUUUUUUUCUUUGUACAAUCAAUUCAUCAAGAAACAAUCAGGAAAUCAAUCUUCAUGAUUUAUCUCAGUGUUUAACUACACAAUUGGGCCUUAAACUCUGUCGUCCUCUCCUUCACAGAGAUACACAUAGUCGUCGUUAAGUUGAAUUAACUAUAACUUCGUAACAAUAUUUUUCUUAUAAACAAAAUCAUCACAUUAAUGUUAAUCAAACUCCUCAUCCAACUCUGAUCAUAUUCAUCUUAAUAUCAUCACUAUGUUUUUUUUGACUCAAAGUCAAUUCAAAAUCGUAUUUAUUUUGAAUGGUAAUUUUUUUAUACUAACAUUUGUUUGUCAUUUUGUGUAUAACAAAAAUUGAUUAGUUAAUUUGGUUAAAAAAAAGAAUAAAAAAUUAAAUACUAAUUUUGUCAA
Panonychus citri (citrus red mite) is the source of this 2392-nucleotide messenger RNA. RefSeq names its product glucose-6-phosphate exchanger SLC37A2-like (gene MFS16). Gene Ontology annotation, biological process: transmembrane transport. Lineage: Eukaryota; Metazoa; Arthropoda; Arachnida; Trombidiformes; Tetranychidae. Gene Ontology annotation, cellular component: membrane. The record is from RefSeq and is a predicted model, not a curated record. The transcript has 7 exons. Bases 331 to 1875 code for a protein of 514 amino acids. Gene Ontology annotation, molecular function: transmembrane transporter activity.